AUGUCUCCCAGCUCUGCCUUAGCAGCUGUGCUUGAAGAGCGUCCCAAGAGCGAAGCAAUCCUCCUGGCUGGGCGGAGGUAUUCGUCUCUUGCAACUCUGCAAAAUACAGUGGUAGACAUCGUGCUGGAGCAGGAGCCUGGAAUGCACCUUCGAUUCGAGGAUGAUGAAGAUGCCAUGAAGACUCUGCUCAGCUUCCAUCCAGAGGGUGACAGGCUGCUUGAAGACCUAGUGGCCAUCAAAGUGGAUUGCUCUCCGGUAGAUGAUGACACCAGGUGUCUGUGGGUCAUCAAAUUUGAUGGCUAUGAGGAAGACGUGAGUUUGAGAGCUUGUCUCGAAGGUCUGGAAAGAGCCCUAAAGCUGCAAGAUGAGCUGGAGAAUGGCAACCACCUCAGAAUUCAUCAGAACCUGAUGCAUUUGCGCCUGGCGAUCUUUGUUUCGAUGCUUUGCAGAACUGUUUUGGACGUCGCACUCUUGGUUCCCCAGCUGUAUUCGCAGACCAAGUUGGCGCACAUUAGAGUAAGCCAUCCUUGCGGUACCUGGCCAUUUGCCGGCACCGCGAUCGAGGGCGCGAUGUGGAAAGGAUCAAUGGCUCGGAUGGAGGAGAGGCUGAGGGCCGAGAUGGCGAUGACGACGCGGCCCUAUGACAUGUGGUUCUCCCUGAGGUGUCUUGGACUGAUGAGCCUCUUCGGGUGUUUGUCAGCAAUCUUCUACCCGGUGCUUUGGAUUGGAGUGGUCAUUCUCAGUAUGGUCCCACAGAUUGGCCAACUCUAUGCUCCACCCUUAGUGAUUUUGACCGCCUUUGGGACCGUCUAUGGACUCAUCAUGAUUGCCAUCUACUACAUGAACACCCGUGGCAACAUCUCAGCACUUCACAUGGCAGUGAGCGUCCUGGUGGCAUCCUUUGGCCUUUUCACAGCAUCCAUGGCAGAGAAGGCUUUAGAAGAAGGCCGACAAGCUGAGAAGGGGACAGGGAAAUGGAAGAUCCGUCUGGUUGCUCAAUGGAAAUUUACCGUGACACCAAUUCUCGCCCUUGCUAGCUUGUUGCCCUUUGGUGGUCCUACAGCACUUUAUUGUGCAAGCCUCUGCGUGUUGUCCGUGAAGGGCCUGAGGUGGUGUCUUCUUUACUCUUGUUGGGCCGGCCACUAUGUCUCCUCGAAAUCUGGGGGUCCGAUGAGAGUCUUGCUCACAGGGGAUUCCUUCCCUCCCAAGCUUGAUGGUGUGCAGAACUUUGCCAGGAAUACCAUCCAGGCUCUUGUCCGUGACGGUCACAAGGUUCAUGUGUUUUGCAGCAAUGGCAGUCCCGAAACACCUUUCGCUCCAGAAAACUAUGGAGCCACGGUGACACGUGGACCGGGUGUGGAGAUUCAGCCGAAGCACAAAAUCACACUUCCAUCUCCUCACUUUCUGAUGGCUUUGAUGCGAUUCAAUCCGCACAUCAUCCAGUUCUUCGACUUUACACCUGCCGCAUUCUUCCUCGUCCCCUUCCUUUGGUGGCUCGGCUUGCCAGUGGUCAUUUCUCAUCAUUCGAGAAUAGACCUCUAUGCCACCUACGUGCCAGGCAUCAUUGGAGACUAUGCCCCUCAGGUCAUGCGGGCUGCUUGCGAAGUGGUUUUUCCACUCGUGACAGGACAUUUGCUGAUUGAUGGCAAUCAGAAGGACCAAUCCUGGUUUGCAGGUCAUUCGAACAUUCGCUUCUGGUCGACCGGUUGCGACUUGGACUUUUUCCAUCCCUCCAAGAAGGAUGCAAGUGUUAGAGAAAGCUUCAGCAAUGGACGGCCAGACCUACCCUUGGUCGUCUUCGUUGGGCGCAUGUCGCCUGAGAAGCAGGUGGACAAGAUCGCAGACCUGGUGAAAGAAGCAAAUCCGCCAGGUGCACCGGAGCUGUGCCGCUUUGCCAUCAUUGGGCAUGGUGAUUCAUGGGAGUCGAUACACCAGGAGAUUGGACAUCGACCGGACGUGAAUAUGCCAGGUGUGGUGACCGGCGAAAAGUUGGCCUCGCUGGUCGCUUCCUCCGACAUCUUCUUUUCGCCCACUGUGACCGGCACUUUGGACCUGGUCUUUAUUGAGUCACAGGCAGCAGGGAUUGCUGUGGUGGGCCCGAGGGCCGUAGCUGUACCUUUGGUUGUUACGGAGGGUGUGAAUGGAUGCCUGUACACACCUUUGGACAUGAAGGAUGCAAAGAGAGCCAUUAAGGAGGUGAUCCCGCAGCUGGAGAAGAUGAAGGUGGAAGCUCGUAAGAAUGCCGAGGCCAAUUUCAAGUGGUCCAAAUCCUCCGACGAAGCCAUACAAUUCUACAAAGACGUUUUGCAGUACACUGCUGAUCGUGCAGCAUAG
This is a messenger RNA of Durusdinium trenchii, 2334 nucleotides long. The record is from the annotation of a GenBank genome assembly. Lineage: Eukaryota; Dinophyceae; Suessiales; Symbiodiniaceae.